Megalobrama amblycephala (Wuchang bream) is the source of this 984-nucleotide messenger RNA. It is a transcript of the gene lamp3, whose product is annotated as lysosome-associated membrane glycoprotein 3. The record is from RefSeq and is a predicted model, not a curated record. The coding region runs from base 74 to 865 and encodes 263 amino acids. The transcript is spliced from 6 exons. NCBI's taxonomy places the organism in Eukaryota, Metazoa, Chordata, Actinopteri, Cypriniformes, Xenocyprididae. Gene Ontology annotation, cellular component: membrane.
AACACGCAUGCAUUAGUUUAACACUGAUUCCAUAACAGCAACUGCUCCGCUACCCAAGAACCACUUUCACAGAAUGACUCACACACGCUACCCCAUCACUCUGUUUCUUAUGCUGUCUUCUCUGCAUUGGCUAGGAAGUUCUCUAGCCUCAAACCCUCUUGGCCUUUCAAUUUCAGUAGCUUCCAAAGAUGAAGUUCUUGCUAUCAACAGUAAAGAUGCUCCCAUUACUAAUCUGUCCAAGAGACCCGUCCUUCAGCCCAAAGAAACUUUACCACUUCAGUCCACGUACACCAUCAAGAACCAAGGAAAAGUGUGUGCGCGGAGCACUUUGGGAGUGGAGUUUGAGGUGACAGAGAACAAAAAGAAAUAUUAUUUCAACAUGAAUCCCAGCUCAACACGAACCACAGGAUUCUGUGGGAAACAGAAGACUGUAUUCUCAUUGGAAUUUGAUGGUGGAAAUCUGCAGUUCACUUUCAUCAAGGAAGGUGAUCUCUCCUAUGUGAGGACUAUCAGAGGUUUUCUGCAACCUGCUCCCACUUGUAAAAAUUGCCAGAACAAAACCUAUGUUGGAGUUAUGGAUCAUGAAAAGCUCUUCAAAGCAAAAAAUGGCCUAAGCUUCCAAUGCAACUCUGAGACGAAACUGAUAUUGGCAGAUUACUUCAGAGUUAAACUGGUCCCACUGCAGAUUCAAGCCUUUGGCCUGGUUAGUGGAGAGUUUGGAAAAGAGGUUGAGUGCUGGGAGGAUUACAACAAACGGAUGAUCCCGAUUAUUCUGGGCGCCGUGGCUGUAGCCAUUUGCCUUGUAGCAAUUUUGACGUAUGUGCUUGUCCGAGAGCGCCGUGGCCGAGGCUAUGAACAACUCUGAGACUCCAGAUAUGUACUGUGGAGAUGAAUCAAGAGAUUUCAUUGCUUUACAUUGUGUGGAUAUUACUUUACAAUUUUAAAUGAUUUCAGUAAACUAAAUAAAAUACAAGUAAUAUGAAA